Alternaria burnsii is the source of this 2874-nucleotide messenger RNA. Its product is annotated as heme peroxidase. Gene Ontology annotation, biological process: response to oxidative stress; transmembrane transport. The transcript is spliced from 6 exons. The record is from RefSeq and is a predicted model, not a curated record. Gene Ontology annotation, cellular component: fungal-type vacuole membrane. NCBI's taxonomy places the organism in Eukaryota, Fungi, Ascomycota, Dothideomycetes, Pleosporales, Pleosporaceae. The coding region runs from base 1 to 2874 and encodes 957 amino acids. Gene Ontology annotation, molecular function: heme binding; transmembrane transporter activity; peroxidase activity.
AUGGCCGACGAAAGAGAGCCGUUGCUUUCUUAUCACGAGGUGCAGCGGGAGAGAACGGAACAGCUACUCGCUCAUGAGAUCACAGCGAGCGCGCAGGCUAACGAGGACUACCCCAUCGAUCAUGGAAAAGUAGCGUGGAUGCAGGUUUUGGGUGGAUUUAUUCUGUUUGCGAAUAGCUGGGGUUUGCCAAAUACAUUUGGUGUCUUCCAAACCUAUUACGUUGAUUCUUUACUUCCAGGGCAGGAUGCGGCGCGCAUCGCAUGGAUCGGAUCGAUCCAGCUGUUCUUCACCACUAUCGGUUGCUUGCCUGGAGGUGUACUGCUUGAUCGAGGAUACCUCAAAAGUGUUAUUGCAGUCGGCACGGCGCUAGAAGUGCUUGGACUGAUCCUGACUUCCUUCUUCAAGAGCUACUGGGCCAUCUUCUUCGCCCAAGGAGUGCUUAUGGGCAUUGGAAGCGGGCUGAUGGCAAUAGUCCCCGUCGCUGUGCUAGCCAUGUUCUUCGAGAAGAAACGUAUGCUGGCUACUGGUCUUGCGUCAACUGGUGCCAGUGUGGCUGGUAUCGUCUUUACAAUUUCUUUACGCUCGCUUUUCCUCAGCAUGGGUUUUGGAUGGGCCGUCCGCAUCUUCGCGCUCAUCAUUCUCAUCACGAAUCUUGUCGCUUUUGUUGUGAUGCGAUUGCAACUCCAGUAUGGAUCCAAGGGCUCUAGCUUCGGAUUUCAUCACUUCAAAGAUGUGCCAUACACGGUGUUCGUCAUUGCAUUUACGCUGUUUGUUGCAUCAUCAUUUGUACCAUUCUUCUUCAUCCAGGAGUAUGCCAUCAAAUUGGGUGUGUCCAAGGACAUGGCGUUCAACUUGCUUUCGAUCAUGAACGCUGCCAACAUCUUUGGACGUUUUGUGCCCAACUUCAUUGCUGACCGGUACGGUGGUGUCAACACCCUACUUCCUCUUGCCAUCGCAUGCAUCAUCACCCUCUGCAUGCUUCCUCUCGCCCAUGAAAUCAACGGUCUCAUUGCCAUUAGUAUCGUAUAUGGCUUCCUUUCUGGCGGCGUCAUCAUCAUUCCUGGACCUACCAUUACUGAUCUGUCGCCGAACAAGGCUGAAAUUGGCGUUCGACUUGGUCUUGCGUACCUCGUCGCUGCUUUCGGUGGAUUGUUUGGUAAUCCCGCUACUGGCGCUAUCAAAGGAGAAGGCAACGGUGCAGUAGACAACUUCAAAGGAGUAUGGCUCUGUGCGGCAGCUGUUAUGGGUGCGGGUGUUGCGGCGCUUGUUGUCACUAGGUGGUUGAAGUUAGCCACAAUGGUCCCACUUAAUAUCCUCUCCCUUUUGUACGCGCUUCCACUUACGCACGCUGCUCUUUAUCACCCUACGCCGGCUCUCUCCUUCAUCGAACACGUCCUCGUCGACAACUGGGGAGCAUACGCAUCGAACUUCUCUUCCGCAAUAACCCCUUGCACACGCUAUGUCUCGCAGACUGGGACUAUGGCGCUGACAAGCGGCCGCACGACGUCGGCACAAUGGAUGCGCGUCAUGUUUCAUGACUUCGUCACUGCGAAUGUGAGCGCAGGCACGGGUGGUAUCGAUGCUAGCAUCGGGUUCGAAACGGCAAGAGUGGAGAACAAAGGGAGUGCUUUCAACGACAGUUUUGCAUUUUGGAGGCCAUUCGUUCACGAUGGACUUUCCAUGGCGGAUCUCAUCGCGCUCGCCACCGUCAUGUCUAAUAACUUGUGUGGAGGUGCGCAGAUGCCUUACCGCGCUGGGCGCACCGAUGCGACAGAGGCUGGACGUACUACUGGAGUACCCGCACCAGAGACUGAUCUCGAAGAAACUUUGCUGUUCUUCGAGCGCGCUGGAUUCGACAAGGUAGAUGCUAUCGGUCUUACAGCUUGUGGACACACUAUAGGAUCUGUUCACCAUGGUGGUUUCCCUGAAGUCGUAGAUGAGAGUUUCGUUACACCCGAGAACACGAACGGCGGUAGCAAUUUCGACACUACACGUGGCGUGUUUGAUCCCAAUGUCCUCGGCGAAUACCUAAAUGGAACAGGGAAUAAAGGAGGACCAUUAGUCACCUCAUACAACGACACUAUGAAGUCCGAUCUGCGAUUGUACGAAAGCGACAAGAACGCCACUGUGCAUGCCCUGUUUGCCCAAGGCACGGGUUUUCUGGAUACGUGUGUCGAGCUUAUGAGUCGAGCCAUUAAUACAGUACCUGCUGGUGUCCAGCUGAGUGAGCCAGUUACAGCAAUCCUUAUCAAGCCAAUCAAUGUGACAUACGACUUCAACGAAGACGGAAAAUUAAUGCUCAACGGAAAGAUCAGAAUCCUCACCCCAGCGGGUGUUCCUCCGCCAUCAUCAUUGAAUAUUCGCAUCAACCAACACGAGACAAAGAUUGAGCCGGAAGCCGAGACUGGAAGCUCCGUGUUCGGUCGGAGCAACAGUAUAUACGGAAUCACAUCGUACUUUCCGUUCUCGCUAUCUGGACCUACCAUUCAUGGUGCAACAUCGUUCUUGGUGUACGGACCGGGUAUAUCAGAAUCGCCUUUCCCGAUCACUAGUCAAGCCUUUUUCGUACCCAGUUUGACAGCGCUGGAGGGUUCGUCGAUCAAUGUCACGAUUGCCAUAACCGAUUCGAAGUCUUGCAGUGACCUAGCAGUGCGUCUCGCAGCACCGUUUGUGCAACACGGUACGCUAGCACCGAAAAUUCAUGAGACCAGUAUAGCUGUUGGGAAGGCAACAGCAGUAUUAGACGACUAUACGCUUUGUCAUGGUCUCACCGUCUUGCAAGAUGUUCCAACUGGUCUGGUUGGAGCUGAGGCUUUGAUUCGAGGGGAAGUUCUUGAUAAACUCAUGGUCAAUGGAGGAGUGGCAGGGUGGUAG